AUGGUCUCCCUCAAACAGUCCAAGCCCAUUAGGCCGCCUCCGGGCGUCGACCCGUUGCAGCCUCGUGCUGGCAGUGCGGCCUACCUCUACGCUGUCACGGCGUUCGUCUCGCUCGGCGCGUUCCUGUUUGGCUAUGACCAGGGCGUCAUGGGCGUGAUCGUGGCUGAUAAGCGCUGGAUCGACCUGAUGCAGCCGAAGAAUUCUUGGGUCACGGGAACCGUCGUCUCGCUGUACGACGUCGGUUGCUUCAUCGGCGCCAUGUCCCUGGGCUAUCUGGCGGAUCCCAUCGGUCGUGAGCGGACGCUUGCCAUCGCCUGUGUUGUGUUUAUCGUUGGCGCCGUCCUCCAAGCGGCGUCGUAUUCGGUCACGCAGAUCACAAUCGGUCGAGUGGUGCUCGGAUACGGCGUGGGCGCAUGCGCCGGGGGUGUGCCGCUGUACGUCGCCGAGCUGUCUCCACCGUCGAUCCGCGGUCGCGUCGUGGCCAUCGAGCAGAUGAUUCUCUGCUUCGGCGAGCUGGUCGCGUUCUGGAUCAACUACGGGUUCAACUACCUCGAGAUCGACGACUGGUGGCGGAUUCCGCUGGCAAUCCAGAUCCCGCCGGCCAUCCUGCUCGCCGUCGGAUGCUGGUUUUGGGUGCCGCCCAGUCCGCGGUGGCUCGUGGCGCAGGACCGCCAUGAGUGCGCGCGUGAAGUCCUGACGAGACUGCACGGCAGCGAGGCGGCGGAACUGGAGAUGCAGGAGAUCCAGAGCUCGAUCGAUUUCGAGAAACAUGUCACCAAGGCCAGCUGGAGGGACAUGUUCACUAUGCCCGUGCUGCGGGUGACCAUGCUGGGAAUGGGCAUCCAGUUCUUCCAGCAGAUCACGGGCACCAACUCGAUUCUCUACUAUACUCCAUCGCUCUUCGAACGAGGCGGCAUCACCAACCCUCGCACUGCAAAUCUUGCGACCGGCGGAGUCGGCAUCGUCCUCUUCGCCUUCGCCUGGAUCCCCAUCUUCUUCUUCGACCGGCUCGGCCGCAAGACGUGGCUGCAGCUCGGCACCAUCGGCAUGAUGUGCUCCAUGAUCGGCAUCACCGUGCUGCAGUGGCACGCGGAGCACCACCCGGGCGACAAGGCGAACUACACCAUCAUCAUGUUCCCGUACCUGUUCUACGUUUUCUUUAACAUCAGCUGGGGCGUGGGGUCCUGGACGUACGCGGCAGAGAUAUUCCCCGUGUCGAUGCGCGCCAAGGGGAAUGCUCUCACGACGGCGUCGCUGUGGACAGCCUGCUACAUCGUCGCGCAGGCGAGUCCGCCCAUUGCGGAUGCGGUGGGAUGGGGGCUGUAUAUCAUUUACUCAGGGAUUGCGUUUUUGCACUCAUCUUCGUCCGAUACGCGUUGGACGUUACUGACGCUGCGUCUAGUUGAAACUCGCGGUCGCACUCUGGAGGAAAUGUCCCGUCUUUUUGAUAUUGAGGACCGGUUGGCACAGCGCAGUGGCUUCGAAUACGAUCCUGCCAAGGCUGUUGCGGACGAACGUAUUGAAGAAGUAGCUAGGCUAGCCUAUCCUCUAGACAACGAUAUCUUAGGGGUUCACGAAUCCUCCAAUCUAGCCUCUAUGCAUCUAUCAAUAGAGUUUAACCCUAAGCCCGAGGAGUUCAUACCAGUCGUCAACCGCGAAGUCCUGGAAGAUCAAAAAUUGGCUAAAAUUGGUUGA
Messenger RNA from Rasamsonia emersonii CBS 393.64, 1695 nucleotides. Its product is annotated as Sugar transporter. The record is from RefSeq and is a predicted model, not a curated record. The transcript has 6 exons. The coding region runs from base 1 to 1695 and encodes 564 amino acids. NCBI's taxonomy places the organism in Eukaryota, Fungi, Ascomycota, Eurotiomycetes, Eurotiales, Trichocomaceae. Gene Ontology annotation, biological process: transmembrane transport; carbohydrate transport. Gene Ontology annotation, cellular component: membrane. Gene Ontology annotation, molecular function: carbohydrate:proton symporter activity.